This is a messenger RNA of Asparagus officinalis (garden asparagus), 1280 nucleotides long. RefSeq names its product nudix hydrolase 12, mitochondrial-like. Bases 424 to 1269 code for a protein of 281 amino acids. Gene Ontology annotation, cellular component: cytoplasm; nucleus. The record is from RefSeq and is a predicted model, not a curated record. The transcript has 5 exons. Gene Ontology annotation, molecular function: pyrophosphatase activity. Lineage: Eukaryota; Viridiplantae; Streptophyta; Magnoliopsida; Asparagales; Asparagaceae.
CUGUUUUUAAAAGGGAGCUAGCCAUAGUGUUGCUUCUCUGAAAGAUCUCAACUGCCCAGUUAUGGUUGUUGGCUUCAUAAUCUAAAUUAGCUUUCAACCUUCUAAAAAUUUCUAAAGCUUAUUAUUGCAGCUAAUUAAGCCAUUCUUUAUUUCUUUGUUCCCUCAUUAAAAAUGAAGGUCGGGAGAGCUCUAGUUGACCAAAUUAAAUUGUCCUUAAAUUGUGGGUAGUUGAUGAAAGAAAGCCCAUUUCUCUUUUUCCUCUCCAUUUCUCUGUCCGUCCCAUGAUUAAUUGCUUCUCAACUUAGAAUUUAGUCUGUGUUUAGCUUUUGGAGAGGAGAGUAACUUGUAUAUGAUAACUUUUGCCAUACCUCCUAUUAUCUUCUCCACUUUUUGUGUGCAUUAGGAGUUUUCGCACAUAAUAUCAUGUCGUCGUCGUCUACCGCGCUAGCCAGAGUAGGGCGAGAUCGACAGCGUUAUGAGAAUGAGCUUCGACUUGUUGCAGGAUGCAUUCCUUAUAAACUAAAAACCGAAGGUUCAGAUCUGAUAUAUAGAUUGGAAGUCCUCAUGAUUGCUACGCCAAAUCGACAUGAUCUUGUUUUCCCAAAGGGAGGAUGGGAGAAUGAUGAGAGUAUGAGUGAAGCUGCAAGCAGGGAAGCUCUUGAGGAAGCAGGAGUAAGAGGAAUUCUCAAUCAGGAAACCAUAUUGGGAGAGUGGAUUUUUAGAAGCAAGAGCAGGCAGAACAGUUGCAGCAACGUGGGAGCUUGCAAAGGCUACAUGUUUGCGUUAGAAGUGCAUGAAGAACUUGAAUACUGGCCUGAACAAUCUACCCACAAGAGGAUAUGGGUAAGCGUUGCGGAUGCAUUCAGGCUCAGCAGAUACCCGUGGAUGUGCGAAGCUCUUACCUCCUGCAUAAAGCUUCUAUCAAAAAAUCUUGGACUUCAACAGUGUACCCCUUCUAAUAAUUUGUUCGAAAGAACAAGCAAUGUUUCGGAGCAAGCAACCUGUACCACUGCAAGAGAUAGAACGGCCAACGCAUCGAAACCGUCGAAUUUCUACUUCAACGUUAAAUCAACGGCGCCUGAUCGAGCAAUCGACGUAUCGGAGCCGUCCGAUUACUACUUCAAAACUAACUCAGCCGCACCUGAAAGGGCGACCGAUGCUACUGUUGAUGUUUCUUCAUACAUCGUGACUAACGGUAGUAGUGAGGCUUCACGGUGCAUUGUGACAUUAUGUGAUUUCACUAAAGUUAUGAACGAUAGGUGCUAUUAGAUGUUUCUACA